This is a messenger RNA of Candidula unifasciata, 381 nucleotides long. The record is from the annotation of a GenBank genome assembly. NCBI's taxonomy places the organism in Eukaryota, Metazoa, Mollusca, Gastropoda, Stylommatophora, Geomitridae.
AUGGCGACGAACGAAACCCCAUGCGUAAAUUUAGAGGAAACCGAAGUGGAAGAAAAUGACGCAGAAUCUGAAUCUAAAGGCAAAAAAGUAGCCAGACACGAUGCAGGGGCCGCAGACCUCGAGAAAGUAACUGAUUAUGUCGAGGAGAAAGAAAUAGCUUCUCAGGAUAUUCAAGAUGCAAUGCGAGUGGUCAGCGACAGACAAAACAAAGAAGCAAAGGCCAAGCAUGAAAAAGAAAAAGAGCUGUCAAAAGUGAAAAUCAAUAAGGAUGACGUGGAUUACAUUGUACAGGAGAUGGAGAUAUCACGAACACAAGCAGAACGUGUCCUAAGAGAAUACAAGGGCAAUAUUGUGGAUGCUUUAGGCUUUUUAACAAAUUAG